Messenger RNA from Etheostoma spectabile (orangethroat darter), 806 nucleotides. RefSeq names its product desumoylating isopeptidase 1a (gene desi1a). Gene Ontology annotation, biological process: protein modification by small protein removal. The record is from RefSeq and is a predicted model, not a curated record. NCBI's taxonomy places the organism in Eukaryota, Metazoa, Chordata, Actinopteri, Perciformes, Percidae. The transcript is spliced from 6 exons. Gene Ontology annotation, molecular function: peptidase activity. The coding region runs from base 90 to 596 and encodes 168 amino acids.
CAUUCUCAGAGAACCCCCCCCCCCCUUCUAAGUCAGCUGUGCCAUUACUAAGCCAGCCAAAAGAAAAUAGCUAUUUGAAGGUUUACAUUAUGGAUAAGAAUGCUACUCGAUACAAUGUACAGCUAUAUAUUUAUGAUCUAUCGAGAGGAAUGGCCCGCAACCUUAGUCCUAUCAUGUUGGGAAAGCAACUGGAUGGUAUAUGGCACACAGCUAUAGUGGCAUACGGCGAUGAGUUCUUCUUUGGAGGGGAGGGGAUCUCCAGCUGUUCCCCAGGUGGAACAAUGCUGGGUUCUCCAGAUACAGUGGUAGAGCUGGGCGAGACUGAAGUGUCUGAUGAGAUCUUCAUGGAAUACCUCUCUUCCCUGGGAGAAAGCACAUACAGAGGUGACAGGUAUCGUCUGUUCGAGCACAACUGCAACACCUUCACCAACGAGGUGGCUCAGUUCCUGACAGGCAGGUCCAUCCCGUCCUACAUCACCGACCUUCCAUCGGAAAUCCUCUCCACACCGUUUGGCCAGAUACUGCGGCCCAUUCUCGACUCUAUCCACAUCGCCCCUCCAGGAGGUAACGUCAUCAACAGGGGGGGGAACGUGUGACCAGAGAGAGAAGCAAAGUCACCGAGUGCUCACAAGGUCACUUUUAUUGUAGUCAGUCAGUCAAACUUGCUUUCUGUUUUCUUUCUUUCUGUAAAUAAGUAUCACACUAGCAUUGAAGCUAAUGGCCAUUUUGCAAGCGAAUAACUUUUAUGAUUUACAUAUACUGCAAUGGUCUCCUUAAAAACCUGGUUGGAUCAUGAAUACUACGGG